This is a messenger RNA of Heterostelium album PN500, 666 nucleotides long. RefSeq names its product Hsp20/alpha crystallin family protein. Bases 1 to 666 code for a protein of 221 amino acids. The record is from RefSeq and is a predicted model, not a curated record. NCBI's taxonomy places the organism in Eukaryota, Evosea, Eumycetozoa, Acytosteliales, Acytosteliaceae. Gene Ontology annotation, biological process: protein folding; response to salt stress; protein complex oligomerization. The transcript has a single exon.
AUGUCAGUUUCAUUCUAUUCACCAUUUUUCACAAGAUUACCAAAUAACUGUUCAAGUGCAAAUCCAAACAAGAAUAAUAUUCUUUCAUUGUUUGAUGAAGAGUUUUGGAACAAUCAAGUCAACAAACAAUCAACACCAAAAGAAUGGUCACCAAAAUCAGAUUAUCAGUUGGAUGAAGAGAAUGUCAUUAUUCAAUUCGAAUUACCAGGUUUGAAGAAAGAUCAAAUCAAUAUUGACAUCAAAGAUUCAACUUUAACAAUCUCUGGUGAAAAGAAAGAAUCAUUCUAUGAAGUCGAACCAAGUUCACCAUUAUCAUCUUCAACAACUGACAUCUCAUCAAAUAAUGAAGAUACUCCAAGAAUUGAAGAAGAUGUUGAUGAAAACCAGAGCCCACAAUCAAAAGAAUCAACAAAAUCAAUCGCAACAGAAGAAUCGAAAAAGUCAACAACAGAUGAUGUCAAAUCAAAUUCAGAUUCCAAAGCAACAAAGAAGAGAUUGAUCAUAAAGAGAGAGAUUGUUUAUGGUAGAUUCAAGAGAAUAUUCCAACUUCCAAAAGAUAUUGAUUUAGAAUCAGCAUCAGCCAAACAUGAAGAUGGAAUUCUUACAUUUACAAUUAAAAGAGUUCAACCAGAACCUCUAAAAUCCACUAAAAUCCAAAUUCAAUAA